AUGCCAAAAGACAAGAAAUCGAAGGAAGGGAAAAAAGCAGGAAGCAGCGGACAAGAAGUUGAGAUUGUGGUGAAAAGGAAGAGUUCGAUUGUCGACUCGAGCGGAGGCUCUUCUUCAUCAUCUUCAGACAACUCAGGAAAUUCGUCAGAUCACUCACAAUCAGGUGACAGCGACGGUUCCAUUGGAUUUGACAACGAGAAAGGUACUAUGACAAACGACAGUCAAGAGGGAACCAGCAGCAGCAGUUUGGAACCUCAGUGUUACGUAACUAUCAGAGAUCGUACGGACGAAAUGCAUCGGUUAAUCAAUAACCAUGUGCAAAAAAGUACGCACUUCGUUCCUAUUCAAAAUAAUACUCCAAACAAGGAUGAACCAUCUACCUCGGCGAGUAUAAAUGUUGCACAAUUGCCUCCUCCGGUUCCCCUCGUUCCCCAGGUUGCUCAGAUUGUUCAGAUUGUUCAGCAAGCCGUCAAUAGUAAGCCAGCAACAAUUGCGAAACCUAUAAAAAACAAUGGCAAGCAGAAACAGUUAACAAAGAAGCAGAAGAAAGCAGAGAAAAAGGCAAAAGAAAACUAUCCUGGACAGAAAGAGCAACGCGCAAAGGUUCCUUUGGAGUUUAUCCUCAAUAGUACUGAGUCAGGGGACGAAGAUCGAAUCUCUCAGGUUAAUCGUGCCGUUCGUGCUGUUCAAGCUACUGACGGUCAACCAAAUUUGCAUGUGCAUCAUUUCGACGAACGUGAUUGCACUGGUGACAGUGUUCAAGAUGGAGAAAUGGUGAAUAGAGUCACCAUGCCUUUCUACCGUCGCGAAGAAGAUCUCGGCCAACUGGUGCAUUUCACUGAUCUACACAAAAACUCACAAAUGAGAUACUUGCGUCAUGUUCAUUCACUCGGAAAAUACAUGGAGCUACCGCCAAAUAUUAAGCUGCUUCAUCGCAUGGGCUACGGAAUUUCCGCGUCGGGAUGUCCGGAUCCUGAGCCUCUCAAAUUAACAAUAAACGGAGCAAAACCAUUCAUGAAGCAUACAUAUUCGGAUUACGUGAUGUCAUGCGGAAAAGUGACCAAUUGGAGGAGUGAGUUUGCUGCGCACAUUGAUAUGGAUGGUACAGUACGACCACAUGAAUAUGAAGAAGUGCAAAUUCAGUUAAGAAAUGCUAUUCAACAAAUGAUCAACAGUAUCACAGAUGAUUUUGAAAGAGGAACUCUCAUUGAUCUCCGUGAUCGGGAUUUGAAAUAUGUUCUUCUCCGUUUCGGUGAGAUGGAACGAUCCAUCAUGCGGAAUGAGAAUAAAUUUCAAAACAGGGUAGAUGGAAGACGUUUCUCUAAUGAAUCUCGUCAGACGCGUAUUGCUUGUCUUUCCAAUCUAACACUCGCCUCGGGUACAAGAUACUACUUGGAAAAGUUUGAAGACAACAUCUGUGAAAAUCGUGCUGUCUCUAUUCUGAUGCAUCUUGCUUCGACUGCUAAAAGCGAGAAACCAUGCUACGCGGACAAACAUCGCAAGUGCGCAGUUCUUCAUUUCUUAUUACAAACAUCCAACGACAAAGAAAAAUAUUUGACUCAGAAGUUCUCUGGCGGAAACACGCUUCUUCAUUUUGCUGCUAUGACUGGAUCACCAUGUCAAAUCGACACUCUUCUUCGUCAUGGUGCUGCUCUAAACGAACUCAACGACCUGUUCAAAUCACCGGUUUCACUAGCUGUCAGGAGACAUUGUAAUCUGGUCGCUCGUCAAUUGAUGUGGCACGGUGCCGAUAUUGGAGGAUGUCUAUCGCUAAUUCAUAUUCAUCCAAGAACUCCUCGUGAAACAGCAAACAAAGAACUUUCUGAUUACCAAGACUUCUGUGCUUCCAUCAUUCCAUACAAAGCUCGCGAGUUUCUAUCUCUACGUUUGCGUGCUCUAACCAACACAUUCUGUUCAUGGGUUGAAGCAUUGCUAAUUGACGCUGAAGCACGAAUUCCACUUACAGUGCAUUCAGUAAAAUCAAGUCUUCAUCAAAUCCGUAUCGGACGAGAUGUAAUGGAUCCAAUGAUUGAAGUGGGAGGAAAAGUUUAUGUUAAGAAAACGCUCCACAUGACUAUCGAAAAAGGAGAAUUCACUGACGAACCAAUUGCCUUGUUCUUACUUCCAUGUCAAUAUACUAAGUUUGACACCACAAUGGGCGCUGGCAAUCCACAUAUUAUUCGUAUUGCUAUGGUUACCGAUGCUGUUUCGAUUUCUAAUAACAUUGCCGAGAAAGAAAAAAUUCGUCUGGCGAAUGGUCUCCCACGUGUUGAAUACAAAGAUGAUUUCAAGAACUGUAGGCCUAUUAAGCUUCUCGGAGAGUCUGUGGCUAUCAGCUUUGGAGACACAUGCGUGGAUCGCUAUGAAAACCUUGAAUCCUUCUUCAGUUACGAGCACAAUGGAUGUAUUUACGCCUACAAUCUUCCAAAAACAGUGACACAUAACGAAAACAGGUUCACCAACAUCACUAUCAGGCUAACACUCUCAGAAUCCGAAUGCAAUAGAUUCAAAGACAGUUUCUUCAUGGUGCAAGCCCUUCAAAUUGUUUCUCGAAGUCAAGAACCUAAUGUAUUCAAUGCUGGUGAAACCUCGUUUUCAAAUCCUAUAGAUCCAAGAGCGGAAGCCGUUGCCGAACAAGUUGCUGUGAGAAAAGCUGAAUUGAUUGCUGCGGAAGCACAUAGAGUCAAAGAAGCAGAGAUGAAAGACAAACUCAGAGAAAAUCGUGUUCGUGGAAUGGUCAGCGAGAUUCAGUCGGGUGUUGCUUUGAGAAAGAGCCAGAAAGAGUCGGAAGCAGCUGCAUCAACGUCGCAGAAGGUGUCAGCUUCAGCUUCAACAUCUACUUGUGUGAUUUACGACGAUCCUGAUUCCGAGCGGAGCCUUAAUAAAAAGAAAAAUGAAUAA
Caenorhabditis remanei is the source of this 2901-nucleotide messenger RNA. RefSeq lists its product as uncharacterized. The record is from RefSeq and is a predicted model, not a curated record. NCBI's taxonomy places the organism in Eukaryota, Metazoa, Nematoda, Chromadorea, Rhabditida, Rhabditidae. The transcript is spliced from 10 exons. The coding region runs from base 1 to 2901 and encodes 966 amino acids. Gene Ontology annotation, molecular function: protein binding.